GUCUGUAAGUUCAGUUGAAGAAAGCACCUCACAGCGACAAGAUGGGCAAGUUGAUUCUGUAUGGUUUGGAGGCGAGUCCGCCAGUUCGUGCCGUCAAAUUGACUUUGGCCGCCCUGGAUGUACCCUACGAAUUCGUGGAAGUCAACACCCUGGCCAAGGAGAAUCUCUCUGAGGCGUUCCUUAAGAAAAAUCCCCAGCACACGGUGCCCACUUUGGAGGUCGAUGGCCACUUCCUCUGGGACUCGCAUGCGAUCAUUGCCUAUCUGGUGUCCAAAUACGGAAAGACCGACAGUCUCUACCCGAAGGAUCUCCUCCAGCGGGCUGUGGUGGAUCAGCGAUUGCAUUUCGAGUCCGGUGUGAUCUUUGCCAACGGUCUGAGGAGCAUUACCAAGCCACUUUUUGCCGCUGGUCAGACUACGAUCCCCAAAGAGCGAUACGAUGCGAUUAUCGAGAUCUACGACUUCCUAGAGACCUUCCUCGGUGAUAAUGAUUAUAUAGCUGGUGGUCAGCUAACGAUUGCCGACUUUAGUAUCAUCUCGACUGUGACCUCCCUGGAGGCCUUUGUGGAGCUGGACACGGUGAAAUACCCCAAGGUAUCUGCCUGGAUCAAGCGACUGCAACAGCUUCCCUACUACGAGGAGGCCAACGGCAAUGGAGCUCGGGUAUUCGGAUCCUUCAUCAAGAAGACUAAUUUUACAUUCUCAACUUAAUACUUUUUUUAAUAUAUGCUGAAAAUAUUUAAAAAUAAA
This is a messenger RNA of Drosophila suzukii, 749 nucleotides long. RefSeq names its product glutathione S-transferase 1. Lineage: Eukaryota; Metazoa; Arthropoda; Insecta; Diptera; Drosophilidae. Gene Ontology annotation, molecular function: glutathione transferase activity. Gene Ontology annotation, biological process: glutathione metabolic process. The record is from RefSeq and is a predicted model, not a curated record.